Vigna umbellata (rice bean) is the source of this 1189-nucleotide messenger RNA. The record is from RefSeq and is a predicted model, not a curated record. Lineage: Eukaryota; Viridiplantae; Streptophyta; Magnoliopsida; Fabales; Fabaceae.
AAUCUGUUUUAUUCACUGCAAUAUGAGAACCAUUCUAUCAGUAGUACAGUACUAAUAUUAGAGAAGCUAUAUGUUGCAUUUCAUUGGGCAGCUCAAGCUCUUGGAUUGCCAUUUUUGAGUCCAUAUCUGCAAUCAAUUGGAUCUGAUUAUACACAUGGAGCUAAUUAUGCUACACUGGCAUCUACUGUGCUUCUACCUAAUACUUCUUUGUUUGUCACUGGGAUCAGUCCCUUCUCUCUUGCCAUCCAGCUCAACCAAAUGAAGCAGUUCAAAACCAAAGUUAAUGAAGUGCAUGAACAAGGAUCCAAGCUUCCUUCACCAGAUAUAUUUGGAAAGUCUCUUUACACAUUCUACAUUGGCCAAAAUGAUUUUACUUCCAACUUAGCUUCCAUUGGCAUAGGUGGAGUACAGCAAUACCUCCCUCAAGUUGUUUCACAAAUUGCUGCUACCAUUAAGGAGUUAUACAAUCUUGGAGGACGUACAUUUUUGGUUCUUAAUCUUGCACCAGUGGGAUGCUACCCUUCAUUCUUGGUCCAGCUUCCUCAUAACAGUUCAGACAUUGAUGAGUUUGGAUGCUUGGUUUCUUACAAUAAUGCAGUAAGGGAAUACAACAAUAUGUUGAAACAGUCACUGAGACAAAUCAGAGAAAGUCUUUCCAAUGCUUCUGUCGUUUAUGUGGAUACUUCCACUGUUCUGCUGGAGCUCUUCCGGCAUCCCAAUUCUCAUGGGCUUAAGUAUGGUACAAAAGCUUGCUGCGGCUAUGGAGGUGGUGACUACAACUUCGAUCCUAAAGUUUACUGUGGCAAUUCCAAAGUGAUAAAAGGCAGCAAAGUGACAGCAACUGCAUGCAAUGACCCCUACAACUACGUGAGCUGGGAUGGAAUUCAUGCCACAGAAGCUGCAAACAAGCUUACUACCUUUGCAAUUCUUAACGGAUCCUACUCUGAUCCUCCUUUCCCAUUUCAGGAUCAUUGUGAUCUUCAACCUAUACAUUAAUCCAUUUCUUAAUUAACAAAUGAUGAAGUCCUAAUUCUGGCUCAGCUGUUUAAUAAAUUUUUCCAAGAAAUCAAAUUUCUUAUGACGCAAAAUUUCCAAAACUGUAAAAAACAGUUUGUAUUGGUAGAUGCAUCGGCUUACAAUUCAGUCAACAGUACUAAUAAAGAAAUUGAAAUGAAGACAGGGAUGACAA